UUCGUGUGUGCAAGCAGCCGCUGAAACGGGGUGAAAAACCGCUCCCGUGCGCGUGAAUGUGAAAAUCUGCGCUUGUUGGGGGCCGCUUUUCACGUGAUGUAGGGGUGUGUGUGUCUGCUGUUGAGUCUUACAACGAAAUCUUUACAACUAGGUUUCUUCUCUUUUGUUUUCUGAUGUUUAAAGAGGUAAUUGCACAUUGGUGACUUAACUGCCUAGGAUCUACCAGGGGUCCGUUUUCAAAGUGUGCGACUGUUAAUCUUUAAUGAACUCCAUCAUUUAAGCAGGCGUCCUCUAGACAUGUUAUUUUGGGGUUUUUUUGGUCACCGUUUAUAAAUGACUGUUUAUUUUCUGUGGCAGUGGGGUCUAAUGCAUAGGAAUAUAUGCUUCUGACCUGAAACACACUUUUUUGUCUAGUCUCCUCAUCUGAAUUCUAAAUGUUAUUCUGGGGGAGGGGUUUAAAGACUCACACAAAUAAAUAGGAAUAGUUUUCGUAGGUUAAUUUCUUCAUAUGUUCACGUGUCGAUACAGAUUUAUCUUUCAUUUGAACGCAUAUUCUUCAGUAAAGGAACAAACUGCUUAAUCUUCUGGGUUUUUUCCCCAUAAAAUGGGUUUCUGUGGUAGUGUAUUUCUGUAAAUUAUUUGAAGUUGCACAUUUCCCCUGAUUGUGUUCAUCCCAUCUUUUUCUUUUGGCUUUGCGUACUGUCUUGUACGGUACAUUUUCUUCCAUUGGGAUUUAGUUCAUCUUUAUUAGAUACCUUUAUAUGCUUGUUUAUAUCUAACAGGGAUGUUUCUCCUUUUUUUCUCCGUAGGUGUUGGUGACUUCAGAGUCAUUUAGGGGUUUAGUUCUGAGGAAGUAGAGACACGAGGAUUGAGUCUUAUUUUACGUAGAAAGCUACAGCUCUUCACCAAUACUCUUUUUCCUCCUUCCCAUCCCUCCUCCUCCGUAGGGGAGGACAAUUUGGGAAUUAUUUUAACAGUCAUUUACUCCCCCUUUCCCCCCUCAGAAAUCUACCUUGGUCCCCGAGGCAUCUGCUAGACAUUGCCCAUUAUAGGACCAGGAGAACGUUAUCAUCAUCAUCCCUUGCUUGCUUUGGGAGCUUCAGUAGUACCCUUCCCUCCUUUGGAGUGCAGUGCAGAGAGGCAUCCAGAAGACUUCCUUGCCACCCUUUUUGGUUAGUAGAGGAUUCAGGAAAAGGGGUACCUAGCAAGACACGUGACCUCGUUAAGGGAGCCAGAACUGAAGCAGCGCUUGGCACGCUGAAGGAAGCACCCAUCUUUGGUGUCUUUUUCGUCUUCCACUCCUUCCUCGCCAAAUUUCUGAAGUUCCAUUGAAAGGAAACCUUGAAGGUUGCAAGACAAGUCCCAAGAUGUGCAGUUCAGUUGCUCCCAGGCUGUGGUUCUUAACAGACCGUCGCAUCAGAGAAGAUUACCCUCAGCAGGAGAUCCUGAGAGCACUGAAGGCCAAGUGCUGUGAAGAGGAGCUAGAUUUUCGGGCCUUGGUGAUGGAUGAAGUGGUGCUGACCAUUGAGGAUGGAAAUCUUGGUCUCCGGGUGAAUGGGGAGCUCAUUACUGCUUACCCGCAAGUGGUGGUUGUGCGUGUACCAACACCUUGGGUCCAGAGUGACAGUGAUAUCACAGUCCUUCGCCACCUAGAGAAGAUGGGCUGUCGAUUGAUGAAUCGUCCCCAAGCCAUCCUCAACUGUGUCAACAAGUUCUGGACAUUUCAAGAACUUGCUGGUCAUGGUGUGCCUCUUCCAGACACUUUUUCAUAUGGUGGUCAUGAGAAUUUUGCCAAAAUGAUUGAUGAGGCGGAAGUGCUGGAGUUCCCUAUGGUGGUGAAGAACACGCGGGGUCACCGAGGUAAAGCUGUGUUCCUGGCACGAGACAAGCACCAUUUGGCAGACCUAAGCCAUUUGAUCCGUCACGAUGCCCCUUACUUAUUUCAAAAAUACGUUAAAGAGUCCCAUGGCAAGGAUGUACGUGUCAUCGUAGUAGGAGGCCGUGUGGUGGGCACCAUGCUCCGCUGCUCAACAGAUGGGAGGAUGCAGAGUAACUGCUCACUUGGUGGCGUAGGGAUGAUGUGCUCACUGAGUGAACAAGGCAAGCAGUUGGCAGUCCAAGUGUCAAACAUCCUGGGGAUGGACGUGUGUGGCAUUGACCUGCUGAUGAAGGACGACGGUUCAUUCUACGUCUGCGAGGCCAAUGCAAAUGUAGGUUUCAUUGCCUUUGACAAGGCUUGUAAUCUAGAUGUAGCUGGUAUCAUAGCGGACUAUGCCGCUUCUCUCCUUACCCCCGGUCGCUUGACGCGGCGCAUGUCCUUGCUCUCUGUGGUGUCCACGGCAAGCGAGACUAGCGAGCCAGAGCUGGGCCCUCCAGCUAGUGCCGCUGUCGACAAUAUGAGUGCUAGCUCCAGCUCUGUCGACAGCGACCCUGAGACCACGGAGAGAGAGUUGCUCACCAAGCUCCCGGGGGCUUUAUUCAACAUGAACCAGCUAUUAGCCAAUGAGAUCAAACUUCUUGUGGAGUGAUGCCACAUGUAAAUAGAUGACCGACAGAACUCUCUCUUGUAAAUUUUUUUUUAAACCAACUUGCAAUGCUGUUUAUCAGAGAAGCUAAGAGGA
Messenger RNA from Gymnogyps californianus (California condor), 2621 nucleotides. RefSeq names its product ribosomal modification protein rimK like family member B (gene RIMKLB). Gene Ontology annotation, biological process: protein modification process. The coding region runs from base 1368 to 2528 and encodes 386 amino acids. The record is from RefSeq and is a predicted model, not a curated record. Lineage: Eukaryota; Metazoa; Chordata; Aves; Accipitriformes; Cathartidae. Gene Ontology annotation, cellular component: cytoplasm. Gene Ontology annotation, molecular function: ATP binding; metal ion binding; ligase activity, forming carbon-nitrogen bonds. The transcript has 6 exons.